CCCCGGUCCAGGAGCCGCCAUCUUCUCCGCCAGGAAACCGGAGCGCCUGCCUUACGUAAAGUCGACGCGAUGCCGUAUGGAGACGACGGCCGGGGCGUGUCGAGCUACUUUAUGUCUGCACAGAGACAUGGAGGCCGUGUACACCCGGGGCAUCUGGAUGGCGGAGAGCCUCCAGCUGAGGACGAUGAGUCAGGAGAAGAUGUGGCUGGUGGUCACUCACAUCGGAGACCCCAAAGCUGCCUUCCUGCUCGUCUUCCCCUUCACCUACUUCAUCAGCAAACGGGCCGGAGUGUCCGUGCUGUGGGUGGCUGCGGUGUCGGAGUGGUUAAACCUGGUGUUUAAAUGGAUGCUGUUUGGAGAAAGGCCGUUCUGGUGGAUCGGUGAAUCUCGCCUGUUUGUCAACCAGCAACCCAAAGUUCACCAGUUCUCAUCCACCUGUGAAACCGGCCCAGGCAGCCCGUCGGGACACGCGAUGGUGACGGCGGCUGUCUGGUGGGUCGUCGUGUCCACGCUGGGAUCGUUUCUGUACUCUCGCACUCGCAGCAUGGUGUUAUCAGCCACCCCCUACCUGCUCUAUGUGCUGAUGCUGGUGGCAGUCGGAGUCUCCAGGAUCUUUAUCCUCGCCCACUUCCCUCACCAGGUCAUCGCCGGCUCCAUCACAGGUUUCAUUCUGGGGGUCGUCCUGAGCCGCAGAGUGCCAGAAGGUCGCCCCCUGCUGUUCUUCUUCAGCGUCAGCUUCGGUCUCCUGUUCGGCACUCUGAUGCUGCAUGCUGGACUGCAGUGGGUCGGAGUCGACCUCUCCUGGUCUAUCGCUCUGGCUAAGAAGUGGUGCAGCCGUGCGGAGUGGAUCCGUCUGGAUACGGCCCCCUUCUCCUCUCUGACCCGGGACUGCGGGGCUCUCCUGGGUUUGGGUCUGGCCCAGUACUGGAAGCCCGGCGGAUGGUCUCUGCCUUGGGCCCCACGAGCUUUGUCUCUGGCCAUUUCAUCCAUGGGACUGUACCACGUCAAUCGCCUGCCGCUGCCGGUGAGACCGCAGGGUCUCUUCUACGGCUUGUUCUUCGUCAAGUUCGUCAUAGUGCCUCAGAUCGUCAUGGUGCUCGUGCCUGGACUGGUUCACCUCUUCACACACAAGAAGAAGAAGGACUAGGACGUCUCUCUCUCCUCCAAGGACAGUUUCAGUAAACACUUUAAAGGUCGAAUGUAUUUCAGGGGUAACAGCUGUAGUUAGUUUCAUUUUCUGGUGAUUGUAGCAGAUUUUUAAAUUUCCUGCACAUCUGCUGUAAACGUAUGUAUCAUAACAGUAACGUGAGCUCGUUCCUAUGAGAUGUUUUUUUGUGGUAGAAGUUCAGGGUCUAGCUUUUGAAUGUUGCACAGUGUCAAUCAUUUGUACUGUAACAUGUUACAGCGCUCAGAUCUUUAUUGAUUAAAAGGUCAAUCGUA
Larimichthys crocea (large yellow croaker) is the source of this 1440-nucleotide messenger RNA. It is a transcript of the gene g6pc3, whose product is annotated as glucose-6-phosphatase catalytic subunit 3. NCBI's taxonomy places the organism in Eukaryota, Metazoa, Chordata, Actinopteri, Sciaenidae. The record is from RefSeq and is a predicted model, not a curated record. Bases 77 to 1147 code for a protein of 356 amino acids. Gene Ontology annotation, cellular component: membrane. The transcript is spliced from 7 exons. Gene Ontology annotation, molecular function: glucose-6-phosphatase activity. Gene Ontology annotation, biological process: gluconeogenesis; glucose 6-phosphate metabolic process.